Hibiscus syriacus is the source of this 768-nucleotide messenger RNA. RefSeq lists its product as uncharacterized. The annotation marks the transcript as partial. Gene Ontology annotation, biological process: peptidyl-lysine monomethylation. The record is from RefSeq and is a predicted model, not a curated record. Lineage: Eukaryota; Viridiplantae; Streptophyta; Magnoliopsida; Malvales; Malvaceae. The transcript is spliced from 8 exons. Gene Ontology annotation, molecular function: protein-lysine N-methyltransferase activity.
UUGCAAGAUCCUUUAAUUAGAGCAGAGUGUAGAGCGAUGUUUCAAGAAGGAGAAGUUGAUGAUAGGUUUUUAAUGAUUUUAUUUCUUACUGUGGAACGUCUCCGAAAGAAUUCUUCGUGGAAACCUUAUCUUGAUAUGCUUCCCACCACUUUUGGGAAUCCGUUAUGGUUUACCGAUGAUGAGAUGCUGGAAUUGAGAGGAACAAUCUUGUAUAGAGCAACUGAAUUGCGGAAAAAGGAUUUGAUUUAUGUGUACGAAGAUAAAGUGAAGGGUUUGGUGAAGAAACUUAUUUCUCUUGAUGGAGUUUCAGAAAGUGAGGUAUGCUUUGAAGAUUUCCUUUGGGCGAAUUCUAUAUUUUGGUCUCGUGCUCUGAACCUUCCUCUUCCACAUUCUUAUGUAUUUCCCCAAAUUCAAGAAGAUACAGAGACAACCUGUCCAAUUGAAAGAAGUUCUGAGGUGACCAUCAAUCAUAGUGGACUAAGUGGAGAGCCUGUUAAUGAAAUUGAUGGAAAAAGUGAGGUGAAAGUUUACUGUAUUAACAUGGAGCUGAGGUUAAAUAUUUUUAUUUAUUUUGGGUUUAUAUCAGGAUUUGAGGGUCAUGAGAAUGAUAAAAAGUCAAUGGAACAAUUUCCACAUCGAAAAAAGAAGAAACUAUAUGGGUGGAGGGUCUUCUCUCUGGCAUUGACUUUUGCAACCAUGGCAGUGGCAACAUGGGAAGUUCCUGUCCCAAAGUUCCCUUUGUUUGAGGCUAUGCUGCUAUGCUUUUAA